AUGGGACUAAAGCUGGUGGCUUCCUCUUGCCUGCCAGGCUUCCUCGUGGAGCAGGCGAGCUAUAGAGGGAGCCCAAGUGGAAAAGGGUCUAAGACGAUGGGACAGAAUUGGGGAGACACGAGACCCGUCAGUGCGCAGCGGGAAGCCCUUCUCGACACUACCAGGUUUCGCAAAGGAUUGCGGUCCAUCCGUAUGAUCGCGGAUAUGGGCCAAUCUCAAGGAAAUCGCACCAAGCUGCAAAUGCAAACCAUCCAACAGGCCUCCAGAGUAAGCGUGGACAAGAGCGUUCAUGGUCUGCAGCACUCAAAGACGAUGUUGGUGCGCAUUACGGACAAGUCGUACCUGGUCAUUGGCAGAGCAAAUUGGACCACUGUGUUCACCGACUAUGCAGCAAAUUUUGACAAGACCUGGGAGGAAGCCCAAGUGCUGCAAGGAGUGGCAUUGGAUGCUGUGACGGUAGGGCAGCAGGGGGUCUCCUGGGGCUUUGGCAUUGCCAAAACCGCUACGUCCAUGGGCUUUGGCGCCGCCACGGCCGCCCUUCGCUUCACCGGCGAGGUGGGUGGCCCGGCGGCGCAGGUGGUCACCGGCGGUGUGGAACAGGUUCUGAACUUUGCUCAUGGUUGUACCAACUUGGGUCAGGACUUGGCACACGGAAUCACGCAGGCAUCCUUGAGCACAGCGAAGUUUUCGUUGAGCGCAGCCGGAGCGCAGGAGGGUGAGCUCCUCCGUUUGGCCUUGGGCGAUGAGGCAGCCGAAUCGAUCAUGAUGGUGCUGCAGAUGGUGAAACGCUUCUGCACGCCGCUGGAGGGCGUCUCGACGGCGCAGCUGUUCCUGGCGGCGCGAAGCUGGGCGGCGGUGCAGCAGGCGAAACGAUUGGAGCUGCUGCAGAGAGGCCCACCAUUGGUGGUGUCUCCGUUGCCGCCCCAUGCGGAACGUGCCAUGCGCUGGUCCGCAGCCACCUUUGGGGCCCUGUUCCUGGCUGGCAUGGCAGACGGUCUCUCGGUGGCACCUGCCGUGCGCGCCUACGGCGGCGGCUCGGCGCGGAGCCCGGCGGAGAUGGCGCUGGCGGCGGCCAAGGUCGAUGGCCGCGUGAUGGUGUUGGACUUCGAAGAAACCUCGGAACAUCUCGUCCCUGGCUUCAUGGUCGCUGUGGACCACGAGUUGAACUGUGUGGUGCUGGCCUUGCGUGGCACCUCCGGAGCCAAAGACGUGCUGGUAGACCUGGUCUGCGAGGUUGUGCCGUGCGAACUGGCCGGGGUGCAAGGGCAGGCGCACGGUGGCAUGCUCCGCGCCGCGCAACGGGUGAGUGAGCGGCUGCUACGCUUAGUGUUGCAGGGGCUAGAGAUGUUGGAGGCCACAUCGGUGAGAUCCCCACAUUUGCCUGACGUGCUGAUCACUGGCCAUUCUUUGGGCGGCGGUGUAGCUGCACUACUGGCAGCUUUGUGGAGAGAUCAAGCCGCCCUACCACCUGGACGAGUGAUGCAAUGCAUCACUUUCGGGUGUCCUCAGGUUUUAGACGCAGAACAUGCCAUGGCUUUGGCGAAUUUCACCACCAGCGUUAUCCUGGGAGACGAUCUGGUGCCGCGACUGAGUCUUACGACGGUCCAAGACCUUCGCGAGUCCUGCCUUCGUGUGAACGAUCCUGAGGCCUUCCAGCUUCCCAGCAGUCUCUCCACCACCUCCCUACAAGCGCGCGCAGCUCGAGGCAAUGAAGAUGACAUGGCACAUCUGGCAGCAGCCCACGCUCAAAUCGCUGGGGCUUGUCAUGGAACCAGCAACAGGCUUUUCCCUGCUGGGCGUUUGGUGGUGUUGCGGCAGGCGGAGAUCCCUUCGCAGGAUCCACACUACGUGGCAUUGGAAGGAUCACAAGCAGACGUAGAUGAGAUGCUGAUCUCUUCCGACAUGGCUGCGGCACACAUGCCAGCGCGAUACCUGAAGGCCUUGGAUGAAGCCAUGAACAUUCCAGCGCCUAGGGAGGUGAAACUCAAUGGCUUGGGCUAAGCGAGAGCUCGUCGGUACGAGAUCACAUGGAGCGAGAGAUCCCCAAGAAAGGACGUGAUUAGAUGGGGAAGACAGGGGGCCCACCACAAAUGGUGGAUCCCCAAAAUGGAUGGUUGAUAAU
Messenger RNA from Cladocopium goreaui, 2122 nucleotides. NCBI's taxonomy places the organism in Eukaryota, Dinophyceae, Suessiales, Symbiodiniaceae. The record is from the annotation of a GenBank genome assembly.